This is a messenger RNA of Pseudoliparis swirei, 4216 nucleotides long. RefSeq names its product calcium channel, voltage-dependent, beta 2a (gene cacnb2a). The transcript is spliced from 14 exons. Gene Ontology annotation, molecular function: protein binding; high voltage-gated calcium channel activity. The record is from RefSeq and is a predicted model, not a curated record. Bases 225 to 2438 code for a protein of 737 amino acids. Gene Ontology annotation, cellular component: voltage-gated calcium channel complex. Lineage: Eukaryota; Metazoa; Chordata; Actinopteri; Perciformes; Liparidae. Gene Ontology annotation, biological process: calcium ion transmembrane transport; neuromuscular junction development; regulation of voltage-gated calcium channel activity.
CUGCUUACUCAAACCUCUUCCGCUCAAGCCCCUCCUCUCAGCCCUCCUGUCUCAAACUUGAAGAUUGGCGGUGCCGGUUCGGCUGCAGCGGCGCGCCUCCUCGCCCUUCAACUGAUUUGAAGAAGAAGAAGAAAAGAAAGAAAAAGAAAGAAAAAAUGCCCUUUUAUAUCGGACACCACCGCUGCACCUGUCCCGACCGAGAGGUGACUAUUUAAUGAAGCGUAAUGGUCGUCAAUAAUACUUCAAAAAGAGGAGCAGCGGCGCCGAUGGACAAACGCAUGGACUCGCUGGAACAACCGCGGUUACAACAAUCUCAAGGCAAAGGAGCUCGAAGUAAAGGCCGAUUUAAAGGUUCAGACGGCAGCACCUCCUCCGACACCACAACCAACAGCUUCGUGCGCCAGGGUUCGGCCGACUCCUACACCAGCCGUCCAUCAGACUCCGAUGUGUCCCUCGAGGAGGAUAAGGAGGCAGUGCGCAGAGAGGCAGAGCGACAGGCUCAGGCACAGAUCGACAAGGCCAAGACCAAAGCAGUUGCAUUUGCUGUUCGCACAAAUGUCAACUACAGUCCGUGUCACGAUGACGACGUCCCCGUGCCGGGCAUGGCCGUGUCCUUCGAGGCGAAAGACUUCCUCCAUGUCAAAGAGAAAUUCAACAACGACUGGUGGAUAGGACGCCUGGUGAAGGAAGGCUGUGAAAUCGGUUUCAUCCCCAGUCCAGUGAAGCUUGAAAACACUCGACUCCUCCAGGAGCAGAGGUCCAAACAGGGCAAGUUCCACUCCAGUAAAUUGGGAGCAAACUCAUCCUCUAGUUUAGGUGAAGUGGUUCCCAACUCACGGAAAUCGACACCUCCUUCGUCUGCUCUUGACAUAGACGCCACAGACUUAGACCCCGAGGACAAUGAGCUUCCAGUCAACCUGCGCUCCCCUAAAGCCAGUCCAAACACUGUCAUGUCACCACUAGCAAAAGAGAAACGAAUGCCCUUCUUUAAGAAGGCGGAACACAUUCCUCCGUACGAUGUUGUGCCUUCUAUGCGGCCCGUGGUUUUGGUUGGACCGUCACUGAAGGGCUACGAGGUGACGGACAUGAUGCAAAAAGCGCUGUUUGACUUUUUGAAACACAGAUUCGAGGGAAGAAUAUCGAUCACUCGCGUCACGGCGGACAUCUCUCUGGCCAAGCGCUCCGUCCUGAACAACCCCAGCAAGCACGCCAUCAUCGAGCGCUCCAACACGCGCUCCAACCUGGCUGAGGUCCAGAGUGAGAUCGAGAGGAUUUUCGAGCUGGCCCGGACGUUACAGCUGGUAGUUCUGGACGCCGACACCAUCAACCACCCGUCACAGCUGGGGAAGACGUCCCUCGCCCCCAUCAUCGUCUACGUCAAGAUCACCUCCCCCAAGGUGCUGCAGAGGCUCAUCAAGUCCAGAGGCAAGUCGCAGGCCAAACACCUCAAUGUCCAGAUGGUGGCCGCCGACAAGCUGACUCAGUGCCCUCCUGAGAUGUUUGACAUCAUCCUGGAUGAGAACCAGCUGGAGGACGCAUGUGAGCACAUGGCUGAUUACCUGGAGGCCUACUGGAAAAGCACUCACCCCACCAGCUGCAACCCGCCCAACCCACUGCUCAGCAAGCUGCCCACAGCCACCCUGCCCUCCAGUCCAGUGCCGGUGUCCGGCGUGCAGGGGGGCAUUGCAGAGCAGAAAGGAGAGAAGGCAUUAGUGGAGAGAAAGAGCUCCAGAGAUGACCACCAGCACCAUCACCACCACCACCACCACCAGGACCAGGACCAGGCCCAGGACCAGGCCGACGCCGACGCCGAGGCCGAGGGGGAGGGGGAGUGCAACGAGGAGGAGCGGCCUCUGAGGACCGAGGCCUCCAGGAGAGCGCCGCACAUCCACCACCGGUCGUCUUCCACCCGGACUGAGCACCACAACCACUAUCACCACCACGGCCCUCGAGGGCGGGGCCUCUCCCGCGAGGAGACUUUGGACUCGGAGACCCCCGAGAGCCGAGAGAGCCGAGAGAGCCGAGAGAGCAAGGACUCUGCGUACAACGAGCCGCGCACUCAGCUCCACCGCCAGGAACAGGAGGAGGAGGAGGAGGAGGAGGAAGAUGAGGAAGAGGAGGAGGAUCUAGGGGAGGGGCAUCCCCAGGAGCAACAGCGUUACGAGCCACUGCCCCACCGGGACCACAACCACCACCACCACCACCACCGCGGUGGGGCGGAGGAGGCCGGCCACAGCGCGGGACGCCACCGCUCGAAGGAGCGCGAGCAGGACCACAACGAGCGGAACAAGCAGCGCUCGCACCACCACCGGCCGGCGCGCGACCACCACCACCACUACUACGACCGGGACAGGGACCGGGACCGAGAGGGGGAGGUGGCUCCCAAAAAGAGGGGCGAGGCCGGGGAGUGGGCCAGAGACUCCUACAUCCACCAGUGACGGACCAAAUCCCCCCCGAGGCUCAGCUGGACUCGGCUCUGUUCUCCACCGUGCUGCUACGCCCCGAGACCACAGCAUCCUAUUUAUGUACACUUCCUUUGUAAAGGCUGUUGCAUCUUUUUCCGUGGCAGGAUUUUGAUGACAUAGAUACAAAUAUAAAUAUAUAAAUAUAUGUAUGUGUGUAUCUAUGCAUAGACGUCGUUUAUGUGUGGAUAUGCAUGAAUAUUCUCAAAUAUGCAUAUUUUAAAACCUGUGUUCGAUAAAGCAUGACACAAAAGCGGAAUAUUUUUGUUUCUGUACUCAGCUGUGCAUUCUGUGAUUAGCCAUUUUAAUUUGGUAUUGUUUUUAUUGAUUCUGCUUGCUACCACUUGAAUAACUUGUUCCUUCAGACUACAGCGAGGGUUGACCGACGGUUGACUGACAGAGGGAGUUGGAUGCUGUAUUGUGCAGCCGUCUUUUGUUUAGACGGGUAGUUUUAUCGAUUUGGGUAAAAGGCUACGCUUGUUCGCCAUCUUGCUGAGAACUACCAGUUUAUUGGGUACACCGAGCUCAAAUAGCGCAGUCCAAAACAACAGUCCUACCCUCUUGACGGUUGUAAUGUUGAGCUGUGGAAAUCUACUGUGUUGUUGUAUUGGAAGGUGUUUCUAUUAUUCUGUCCACCCCCAUUGCUAUGCAUGACAGUGGUCUCUAAACAACAGGAACACGAAUGUUGUGUUCGACCUGAACAACUGCCAACCGAGUCCAGAGGAGAAGAUCAUAACACUCAAAUAUGAAGCUGCGGCUAUCGGCCCCCAAACAUCCGACGCUCACCACUUCACACUUUAUAUCUCGUUUCUUUCGUCUGAACAGAAAAGUACUUCUAAAAACUAGUUUGGGUUUUACUGAAGCUCACCUCCUGUAAGCUAACUGGCUGCUAACGCUAGCUGCAGCAUAUCUAUCUUUUAAUAUUCGAAAGUGGUAUCGAUCUUCUCCUCCAACUCUCGGCCAGAAAGACGAUAAACAUAUUCCCCGAUGCGUUCGACCGCUCCUUCUGAUUUUAUGUUCUGGCUUAGUUUCUGUUUUAAAUUCUGCGUCCAUGAUUUGAGACAUUUGGUUUUAACGUAUUUAAGCCUCGCUCCAGGUGCACCUUAGUCUUGCUUUCCAAGACAAACGAGUUCUCCAAUAACUUCCUCUCUUGAUGCAGUACUGUUUGUUCUUUGUAUGGGUCCAGAAGCAUUUUAUAACAUUGAUACACUCUUUAAUCUGCACUUUUACUGGUUCACGUUGGUUUCAAGUGACAUUUGAUAUGAAACUUUACUGUAGGUCGACAACCAAAACUCCAUCAAGGUUAAUCCUUCAUUAAGUCUGAGCCCCCUUUUUUUCUAAUGAAUGUAAUUUAAUUCCUACUUAAACUCCAGAGUUUAGAGAACGUUUAUCUGAAGAUCUCUUCCUCCGUUUGUUCCUCACUAAAAUAAAUCGGCAGAUUCCCAAAUGUACGUAGACAAAAUGAGUUGAGUCUUCUACCAUGUGUUCACUCUCCUGACAAACACGAUCUAUUCCACGAGCCAACGACGUUGGACCCACUUUAAAAUCUUCUUGUAUUAAUUCACGAUACGGAAAAUGUGAAUUACGCCCCUCCGUUUACAAACGUCACUUUCUCUGAUUUUGCCUGACAAUUGUAAUUCUAAAAGACUCCGUUUCUAUGCUACGUUGGUAGCUCUACAUCUUUUUUUAACUGUGUACAUGUGUAUGUACAUAAUGCAUAAAUAUAAAGAAUAAAGUUGGCAGCGAAGAAGUGA